AUGGGCGCCGCGUGUGGCCAGCAAGUCCUGUCCAACCAAGGCUCCGACAAGUACGGCAACAUCCAAGGCGAGCUCCAAGUUGCCGCCAGCCAGAGUGAUUACAACGCCGCCGAGUGCGACAUCUGGCUUUGCAAGGGCUACAAGUUCGCCGAUAACAAGGACAACGUCCAGUCUUACACGGCAGGACAGAAGGUCCCCUUCACCGUCGACAUCCGCGCCCCCCACACCGGUGUCGCCAACGUCUCCGUCGUCGCCACUUCUUCCAACAAGGUCAUUGGCGCCCCUCUGAUCUCCUGGGAUGUCUAUGCAUCCACCGCCACCGGCGUCAAGGCCGAUGAGACCAGCUUCAGUGUCACCAUCCCCGAUGGUCUUGGAAGCCAGUGUGCUACCGCCGGUGACUGUGUGUUGCAGUGGUACUGGUACGCCGAAUCCAUCGAUCAGACCUACGAGUCGUGUAUCGAUUUCACUGUCGGUGGAUCCGGCUCUGGUUCCGCUGCCUCGUCGGCCUCGUCCGCCGCGUCGACCUCCAGCGCGACGGAGAUCGCUGUGACUAGCACCCCCUCUGCCGCUGUUCAAACCCCUACCACCUCCGCUGCUGAGUCUACCACUGCCCCCACCACCGCUGCCGCUGAGCCUACUUCCUCCACCACGGUUGCUGCUCAGCCUACCACUUUCGCUACCACUGCCCGUCCAUCGGCUACUUCUGCCGCGGCGCAAGUCCCUACCUCCAGCGCUGAGCCCUCCGCUAGCGCAUCGGCCCUGCCUUUCUCCACUGGCAGUGCUUCAGAUGUCCUGUCCUGGCUCGAGGCCUUGCUCACCAACCUGGUGGGUAACUAA
Molecule: messenger RNA, 837 nt
Organism: Penicillium crustosum
Lineage: Eukaryota; Fungi; Ascomycota; Eurotiomycetes; Eurotiales; Aspergillaceae
Product: lytic polysaccharide monooxygenase
Exons: 1
Coding region: 1-837 (278 amino acids)
Source: RefSeq, a predicted model, not a curated record